AUGAAGAUUCUGUAUUGGAACAUUCGGGGUGUUAGGAAGGCAGCAGGGUUGUGCGCUUUACGUCUACUGGUGAAGGAGCAUGCCCCGGAUGUGUUAUGCUUGGCUGAACCCAUGGUUCAGGUAUGUAAAUUUCCUGUUAUUUUCUUUAGUCGGUUGGGGUAUGCUGUGGAUUUCAUUCAUAAUUUUCGGGAUGACAAAGUCCCAAAUUUAUGGAUUAUAUGGAAGUUGGGGGUUUCGAGACCAGUUGUUGCAGGUAUGUCUGAUCAAUAUAUAUCAGUCAUCUUUGAUUGGCCAGGUAGUAAAGUGGGUAUUUCUUUUGUACAUGCAAGUUCUUUUAAAAUUAUGCGUAGGCAAUUGUGGUUAGAUUUGGAGUUGUCGAUAUCAGCUUUGGUUCCGUGGUCUGUGAUGGGGGAUUUCAAUGCAACCCUGUUCUCGCAUGAGAAAAGAGGUCCUGGUAAGUUUAAUCUUGGAUCAGCUGCUGAAUUCCAGGCUAUGGUUGAUGCGUGUGAAUUGCUUUCUAUCCCUUCUCAGGGAAAGAAAUUCACUUGGACUAAUAAUCGUCGAAGGGGUCAUGCAGUUGCAGUGUUGGAUCGGAGUUUUUGUAAUGGGAAGUGGAUAGAGGUGUUUAGAAAUGUGAAGCAGCGUGUUUUGUUGUCUUCGGUAUCAGAUCAUGCCCCUUUAAUUGUUGUCUCUGAUGAUGUUCAAAGACCUACAAAUAUCCCCUUUAGAUUCCAUAGCUUUUGGAUGGAAAAUGAUCAAUUUAUCUCUGUGGUUGAGGAAGCUUGGAAAACUUCGAUAGGGGGUAAUCCAAUUUUCGUUCUGGCACAAAAAUUAAAGCAGGUCAAGGAGAAUUUAAAGGUUUGGGCGAGGGCCAAUUUUCCUAACCUGAAUGAUGAGGUCGAUAAAGCAAAGCUGGAAUUAAAGAAGGUUCAAGAUAUGAUAGAGGUGGCUGGGAUGAAUGAUGAAUUAUUUAACAGAGAGGCAGAUGCAAAAACAGUAUUAUUGAAGGCCAACCAAAUGUACGAGAAGUUGUGGGCUGAAAAAGCUAAACUGAGAUGGAUGAAAAAUGGAGAUUGUAACUCGAAGAUUUUUCAUCUCUCCGUGAAGCUUAGGAGGUUGAAAAAUCAGAUCACCUCCCUAAAAAAGGAAGAUGGAACUUGGGUUUCAGACCAACAGGGAAUAUCGUUUUAUGUCGCUGAUUUUUUUGAGAAAUUUCAUGAGGCUGAUGAAAUCACGGUUCAUAAUGACCUUCUUGAUAAUAUUCCCAGAGUGUUGGAGGAGGAGGACGUGGCAGGAUUGGAGAUUGUCCCGAGUGGGGACGAAAUAAAACAAGCUGUUUGGGAUUUAGAUCCUGUAAGCUCUCCAGGUCCUGAUGGGUUCCCAGGUAGUUUCUUCAGGCGAUGUUGGACUAUUGUUGAGGGUGAUUUUUGCAGGGCAGUGAAAAAAUUCUUUGAGGAAGGGCGGCUUCCUAAAGCAUGGCAAAUCAAACAUGGAAAUUCUCUAAUGAGUGUUUUCUUUCGUGCCCGUUUUCUGAAGAUUGAUGGUUCGCUGAAAACUACCUACCUUUCCUCUUCGAUAUGGCCUGGUCUUAAAAAGGUGUGGCGGUGGGUACAGUCUCAUGAGCAAUGGACUGUUGGGAAUGGUCAGAGGAUAAAUUUUUGGAAAGAUAGCUGGCUGGGAAAGAAGUCUAUUGAGGAGAUGUAUGGUUUGCAGUUAGAUAUCUUUGAUUCGAUGCAGGCAAAGGUUUCUGAUUUCAUUUGCCAAGAUGAGUGGAAUUUUCCCCAG
This is a messenger RNA of Macadamia integrifolia, 1785 nucleotides long. RefSeq lists its product as uncharacterized. The transcript is spliced from 2 exons. Lineage: Eukaryota; Viridiplantae; Streptophyta; Magnoliopsida; Proteales; Proteaceae. The record is from RefSeq and is a predicted model, not a curated record. The annotation marks the transcript as partial. Gene Ontology annotation, molecular function: catalytic activity.